Molecule: messenger RNA, 4150 nt
Organism: Mauremys reevesii (Reeves's turtle)
Lineage: Eukaryota; Metazoa; Chordata; Testudines; Geoemydidae
Gene: PCMTD1
Product: protein-L-isoaspartate (D-aspartate) O-methyltransferase domain containing 1
Exons: 6
Coding region: 800-1876 (358 amino acids)
Biological process (GO): protein modification process
Cellular component (GO): cytoplasm
Molecular function (GO): protein-L-isoaspartate (D-aspartate) O-methyltransferase activity
Source: RefSeq, a predicted model, not a curated record
AUCUUUGGGGUCCAUUGUAUGAAAUCAAUGGUGAUUGUGUUCUACUCCUUGGGGGCAGGCUGCCACAGCCCCUCCAGGAAACAAAAUAAUGGAUGGUGGUGAAGAUUAUAAUACCCCCCCGAAAGAUACCACCUCCCAGUAAGGCUCACAUAUAUUAGUUCAAACUGGAUUAUUCAGAGACCAAGAGACAAAGGCAAGGUUUUUUGGAUAAAUAGCCUGAGUUUACACUGUCUUGGGGCUCCUCUUCUUGAGCCAACUUUCUGUCCAAGGGAUGUCCCAACCCUGGAGGAAGAGUUGGAAUGACUUUCACCCGCUUGAGCCCCAUAAUCCUGCAUAGUCUCUUGUGAGCUUUUAGCAUGCAUAUAGAAAUGUUUGUUGGGUUUUUAAAUAUAUUUUCUCUGUAAUGCUUUUAUUGGAAGAAUAAAAGUGCUUGCUUAGAAAGAGCCAUGUGGUAACUUGUAACUGCUAGUAACACGCUAGUCAUAGCUCUUGAAGAGACUGCAAAGUACACUUGCUGGCCUUUUAAGCAGACUGGCUUGCUGGAGAUAUCACAGUAGAUGGCAGAGGACUGUGCAGCCUUCACACCUGUCUUCAGAAAGGAGUGGAACAAGGGUCCCUAGCCAAAGACAGGUGAUGGCUGGAAACCUGGAGUAGACCAUGAACGGAGGAAUACAGGAUUCAUUUGUGAUGUUCUGAUGUGCUGUUGAAAGGAAAAGAACAGAGUCUGUUACACACUGACACUUCAAAACGCUCCUGCUAAUGUAUUUUCAAACUCAUUGAAUUAUCAUAGAAAUUCAUCAUGGGAGGAGCUGUGAGUGCUGGGGAAGACAAUGAUGAUUUAAUUGAUAACUUGAAAGAAGCUCAGUAUAUUCGCACUGAGAGAGUGGAGCAAGCCUUCAGAGCAAUUGACCGUGGUGAUUAUUAUCUAGAAGGAUACAGGGACAAUGCUUAUAAAGACUUGGCUUGGAAGCAUGGAAAUAUACACUUAUCAGCACCGUGCAUUUAUUCUGAAGUCAUGGAGGCAUUGAAACUUCAACCAGGAUUAUCUUUUCUGAAUCUGGGUAGCGGAACCGGAUAUUUGAGUACAAUGGUGGGAUUAAUAUUAGGCCCUUUUGGAAUAAAUCAUGGAAUAGAGCUUCAUUCAGAUGUGGUAGAAUAUGCCAAGGAAAAAUUGGAGAGCUUCAUAAAAAAUAGUGAUAGCUUUGAUAAAUUUGAGUUCUGUGAACCUGCCUUUGUGGUUGGUAAUUGUCUGGAGAUUGCAUCGGAUAGUCAUCAGUAUGACCGGAUUUAUUGUGGAGCUGGGGUCCAGAAAGAUCAUGAGAACUACAUGAAAAUUUUAUUGAAAGUUGGAGGUAUUCUGGUUAUGCCAAUAGAAGAUCAGCUAACACAAAUCCUGCGAACUGGACAGAACACUUGGGAAAGUAAAAACAUCCUUGCUGUUUCAUUUGCUCCAUUAGUACAACCCAAUAGGAAUGACAACAGCAAACGUGAUACUGUGGGACUCCCCCCAUGUGCUGUUAGGAAUCUACAGGACUUAUCUCGGAUCUACAUUAGACGCACUCUUCGAAAUUUCAUAAAUGAUGAGAUGCAAGCCAAGGGUAUCCCUCAGAAGCCCCCACCAAAACGAAAACGCAGGAGGUGCCGUAGACGCAGGAUUAACACCUAUGUGUUUGUAGGCAAUCAGCUCAUUCCUCAGCCUCUAGACAGUGAAGAGGAUGAAAGGAUGGAAGAAGACAACAAAGAUGAUGAUGAUAAAGAUCACAAUGAAGCCUUGAAGCCAGAGGAACCUCCUCGAAAUGUAUUGCGAGAAAAAAUUAUGAGUCUACCGCUACCCGAAUCUUUAAAAGCAUACUUGACGUACUACAGAGAAAAGUAACUCAUUUUAAGUAGAAACAAUGCCUACUGAUAGCUCCUUUAUUCUUGAAAAUGUAGCAUUUAUUAAGAAAUAGAUGGACAAAUAUAAUUAGUCUUUCAACAAGACUGAAGUACAGUGAUAAAUUGUAACUUCUCUGUCUUAACUUUGCUACAAAGACUUUAUUCGGUAGUAGAGAAUCCCUUUUUAAAAAUCUAUUUUUCUUUAAAUUUUGAGAAAUACAGUUUUAACUCUGAUAGAAAGAUAUUCCAAAGCAGUAUGCAGCACUAAUCAAGACUUGGCAUGGUAAAUCUUUUUUGAUCUUUAACAGAUUUGUAUUGAUAGAAGGGUAAGUGAAAUUUUAUAUGUGCUAAAUAGCUGUUGAACAAAUGCAUUCUGACUUGAAUAACAGUUGUCUGCAUGAGGUUUUAAACAUGCACACAGGCAUUUCUCAUGUAAUAUUGAAAUUGUACCCUUUAAAAACAUUUAUUUUACCAUGACUUUGUUGCAGUCAUUAUUACCGUGUUGAUAUAAAUGUAUUCCAAGAAAUACAUAAGUGCAAUAACUGUAUACAGACAUUAAAUGAGCUGGCUUUAAUGAAAUACAAAAAUGCAAGUUCUGAAAUGUCAGGUGACCCUGCUACUUUUGCAUUUACAUCUUUUGCCAAAAGAUCUUGAGAAAAGUGACCAUUUCUCUCGGAGCCUUAAGGGAACAUCAUGUUGAAUAUAAAGCAAGAUGCUUACUACAACCCUAUUUGUUUAACUCCAUACUACAUUUUCAGUAUUUAUAAAUAAAGACAUUUUCUCAUUCUCAAGGGUUUUAAGACAACUUAUUUAGUUUCUUUCUAAAAUUCACAGUAUAGACACACAUUUGGUAAUAAAAAAGAUUGUAAUUUAGAAUUAAAUGAUUUAUAUUUACUACUUUAAUAGAAUAGAAUAUGAAUAAAAUUUAGCUUGUAUUGCUUACUUGGAUAGCUGUAAUAGUAGAAUUUGUUCAGCAGAUGCACUUUAGUAAGUGGAUUUUGUAUUUCAUCUAAAUAUUUCUCUGAGAAGGCAGGGUUGUGCUGGCCUUACAUUUGUUUCUGAACACAGCUAUUUUUAGCUCAUAAAUAUUCACAAUCUUUUAUAUCUAUCUGUUGGAAAUUGAGAGUAGCGGCUUAAACUUUGGGACCCACAGAGUGCUCAUUUGAAUAUUUCCCCUCCACCUCUUCCCUCUCAUUUGGUGAAGUUGCUUGCAGUUUUCUUCUUGGCUUGAUGGAGUGCUUUGUGCAUUUUUGCCCAUUUAAUAUUUUGAGUGUAUUGUAGCAUAGCCAUGAGGGAGAAUGCAGUUUAAGAACUAGGAAUGAUAUUCAGUAAAAGCCACUUUUAUUGGAAACAUCUGUCUGUUGGACCUAAUGGAAAACAUUCCUCUUAGAGAAAAUUUCUGUGCAAUAUAUGUACUGUUGUGGUAAUAUUAAUUAUUAAAUCCAUCGACCAUUUAACCAUAAGAUAAAAUCAUCACCAUUGCAGUUAUUAUUUUCAUAGCCAGAUAUUACACACCUAGUGUAAUAACCCCAUUUUCCAGUAGUCACUUAAAAAUUAAACAUUGUUUCAGGCUUUAACGGUGAGAUAAUAGUUAGUCCUGCUACAAAUUGGACAGUGAUUUUUGAUUGUGCAUUUCAUGCUUCAUUUACCAUUUUAAAAAGUAUGUCUUAGUACUAUUGAAAAGGCAACUUGAUGAAAGGCCUAUUGUACCAGCAUGUGGAGUUUUUUCCACAGCAUAUUCACAGCAUGAAUAAAUAAAAUUAAAAAAAACCCUGCCUUUAUUUCCUGACAUUAUUUUCACAGGUAAGAGAUAGUUUAGAUAUUUUCCUAUAAAAUGAUACUAAUGGAGUAAUUGCAGUGGCUUAGCUAUUGGAACCAUUGAAUAUACUCUUUAAUUAAACAUUUUGGUUUUUAGAUGGAAUUAAAAUUUAAAUAAUCUGAAAUUCAAGCUGUUAUACUUUCCAGGUAGCCUGGGAAUUUUGUCUUCUCCCCUUUCCAGAAUCAGCAUCCAUAUGUUCAAGAGGUUGAAGUUACUAAAUAUAAUUUACAUAUUUUCUUUGAGAACUUUAUACAGGAUGCUUUUGAAGAUUGACUUUCUGCAUUGUUUUUCACUCUUGUAUACUUGGUAAAAUAGACAAUGGAUGAUUUUUCAUGAUUAUUCACUAUGUAACUUUUUGAGAGUCACUGAAAGUUUCUUUUGUGUUUAUAUGUGGAUUUAUUUUACACUGUUGAAUUUACAUUUACAUUAAAUAAAAAAGUAGAAAUGCAAAAUGAA